Molecule: messenger RNA, 2097 nt
Organism: Hylaeus anthracinus
Lineage: Eukaryota; Metazoa; Arthropoda; Insecta; Hymenoptera; Colletidae
Gene: Rpn1
Product: dolichyl-diphosphooligosaccharide--protein glycosyltransferase subunit 1
Exons: 1
Coding region: 130-1953 (607 amino acids)
Cellular component (GO): oligosaccharyltransferase complex; membrane
Source: RefSeq, a predicted model, not a curated record
AUACCUGGUUUCAGGUAAACGCCACGUCUAUGUGCCGACAGUACUCCUAAAUACACCACUCACCGGUUAGUUGGAAAGUUGGAAUGAUAUUAGUGAUAUAAGUCUAAGGAAGUUAUCACGAGAGAAAAUAUGACUCAGUGUAGUCUAAUUAUAUUAAUAUGGAGUGUCACGCUGCUUUUCGGUUUACAUGUCCGACCUCUCAUCGCUAUCGACGAUGAUUCCUACUUGAACCUUAAGAAUGUGGAGAAACAUAUCGAUUUACAAUCUCAAUUAACAAAAGUCACGACUAGACUUGUAUUAGAAAAUGGAAGCAAGGAUCGACACAUACGAAAUUUCCUUUUUUCAUUGGAACCUGAACAAAAAAGCAGUCUCAGCUAUAUAGCAGCUUACAGGGAACCUGUACGGGUUGAGCUGAAAUUGAGCGAAACGAAGAUAAACGAGCAUCCAGAUAAGACUUUUUAUAGAAUUGAAUUGAAGGAACCACUCUCUCCUGGUAGAACUAUGUCUGUUGAAAUUGAAAUGAUAUUAACACACGAGCUUACACCUCAUCCGAAGGAGAUCACACAGAAAGAGAAGCAAUUAGUAAAAUAUACAGGAAAUAUCUAUCUUUAUUCACCUUACAAUAUAAUGAAACAAACUACCAUUGUAUCUUUGCCAUCACGUAAUGUGGAAAGUUAUACCAAGUUUAAACCAGUUUCGCAAAGUGAUUCAAUGAUCACAUAUGGUCCAUACGAGAAGCUUCCUCCUUUUUCGUAUGAAGAAUUGAAUAUACACUUUGAGAAUAACAAUAAGUUUCUCACCGUUACCAGGCUUGAGAGAAGUAUCGAAAUAUCUCAUUGGGGAAAUAUUGCUGUUGAAGAACGUAUUGAUUUAGUACAUACUGGUGCUUUAUUGAAAGGUUCAUUCUCACGCUACGAAUAUGCUAAGGAAUCAAAAUCUGGACAGGCUAGUAUACAGAGCUUUGAUACUAUUUUACCUGCAGCUGCCUCUGAUAUUUAUUACAGAGAUGAAAUUGGUAAUAUUUCAACAUCCAAUACUCGUAUUAAAAAAGAUUCCGUGGAGUUGAAUCUUCGUCCACGAUUCCCACUCUUUGGUGGCUGGAAAACCAGAUACAUAGUUGGAUAUAAUGUACCUAGCUAUGAGUAUCUAUUCCAUUCAGGGGACCAGUACACUUUAGAAAUGAGACUACUGGAUCACGUAUUCGACGAUAUGGUGGUAGAUGAACUGCUCGUAAAAAUUAUUUUACCAGAGGGUUCAAAGAACAUUGAAUUGAACCUUCCAUAUUCAGCAACACGUUUAUCAGAUUCUCUUCAUUACACGUAUCUAGAUACUACUGGUCGUCCAGUAAUUUCUGUCACAAAGAAAAACUUGGUUGAAAACCACAUUCAAAAUUUCAAGUUAAAAUAUUCGUUUCCGCGUAUAUUAAUGUUACAAGAACCAUUACUUGUAGCAGCUGCAUUGUACUUGUUAUUUUUGUUAGUAAUUACAUAUGUAAGGCUCGAUUUUUCAAUCGACAAAGAUGAGGUUUCAGAAAGUAAGUUGAGAAUUGCUGGACAGUGUGAAAAAAUUUUAGCUGCACAAGAUCGACGAGUAACUUCUUAUAACGAGUUAGACGAUCAGUUAGCAUACCUCAAAACGAACAAAGACGCCAAUGCAUUUUUGUCUGUUGUCAAAGGCAUUAAUCAAGAAUACAAAAGUGCAACAAGUACUGUUGCAGAAAUUGCUCAACGUUUGAAAGGAGAAUCCGGGGAUAUUUACGAUCGCGUUCAAGAAUUGCAAAAGUAUGAUAAGACAUUGAAGGAACUUUAUAAUCAGCAGCAAGCACUCUAUGUAGACAAAUUAGUACCAGGGAAAAUAGGACGUCAACCAUUUUUAGAAGCAGAAGCAGCUAUUGCUAAGAAGAAAGAAGAAUGCGUGGAAAAGAUCAAUUCCAUUGUGAAGUCUUUGCAGUAAUAAAAUUCUUCGAAUUUGAAAGAGACUUAAUAAAGUUAAUUUAAACAAUUAGCUAACAAAUUUUCCAUGAUAAGUUACUAUAGAACCUUUCCUGUACACUAAGUUAAGAUUUGUAAUAAAGAAAUAUAAAUUAUAUGCCACAUA